GGAUCCUGAGAAGAUUGCAUCAAGGUUGAUCAACACCCUAGUCACAUCCUUGGCUUGGAUGUUUGAUAAAAUUGGUGACCUGCUACAAUUAGAAAGAUGCUUGUACCUGUGUUAGUAAAUUUGUUAUAAACCAGAACUCACUUGUUUCAAAAACUCGAUUUGCUACAAUUGCAUGAAUGCUUGUCUCUGUGUUAACCAAAUUGUUACAAACAAUAACCCAUUUGUUUUGCCUGGGCUUGUGAGCCAUGAAGGUCAAGUACAAGAUUCAGUGUGCAUGGCUGUUGGUUCUCUCUAUAUUAGUGAAUGUCACAGAAGCUUGCUGGGGCAGACCAUCACAAAUCAUUGGCAAUCUAACAAAUGAUUACUCUCUAGUGGUUGGGUCUACAGUAGACUUGAACUGCACAUUACUUCAGCACAAAAUCUCCCUAGUGAACAAGGAUCACAAAAAUGAAACAUAUUUUGUUAAUUCCACACACUUGUUUUUUCGUUUCAAUAACAAGACUGUAGAAGAGGAAUAUAUUCAUAUCGUGGAUCCUUUAACUGCCCGUCUUCAAGUUCCUAAUGCAAACAUUGAACAAACUGGAAAAUAUUACUGUAACUUGAGGUUACCAGAAACUGAGAAGUCUACAACCGUAUGCUUAAGUAACAUCUAUGUUGGAUAUAAACCACGAGAAGUUAGCAGUUUUUCUUGUCUUAGUAAAAACUUUGAGAAGCUGACUUGCUGUUGGCGGCCACCUACGAAUCCUGUCCCAACAACUUACACUCUUAAAAGUCAAGUGAUAAGUGGAGGUUCUCUACUAGGGUAUGGUAAAUGCCCAAACACCACAAGAGUUAACAACACAUGUUGUCAGUGGGGAGUGGACACGUCUCCACCCUAUUACAGAAAUCAAGAACAGUUGUGGUUCACUUUGACUGGACACAAUCGUCUUGGAAGUAUCACACAGAAUAUCAUGGUAGACCACUAUAAAUUUGUUCUACCCGACAAACCUUCUCAGCUGCAGGCUUCAGAGGAAACACCAACUAACAUUAAACUCAACUGGUUACCCCCUAAGAACUUUGCCACCUGGGAUUUUCAACCUGGCCUUGUGUAUGAGCUUUUAUAUAAACCUAACAAUAGUAAAAAUGAAACGUGGAAGAUUAUCAAAUUGGGAAAAAAUAUUGGAACUCAUAAUUUGAUGGGAUUAGUGCCUAACACUGCCUAUGACUUAUCAGUUCGCUGUCGCUCAGCAGAAGCAAGUGGGGAAGAUAUGUGGAGUAAGGGAGUGAGCACACUUGCUCGGACUGCUCCUGAUGUUCCCUACUAUGUACCAAAUAUGACAGAAGGGUCGUUUGAAGUCCAGAAACUGACUGAUAGAAGAAGCAUCACAUUAUACUGGAAGCCUAUACCAGAGGAGCAUUAUAAUGGAAAAGAUUUUCACUAUGUCAUCUAUUACAAACCCACUUACAGCCUGAACUGGAAAAGAGAUGUGUCAGAGAAGCCUGUGAAAGUAACGGACAUUAAGUAUACCUUUUCCAAUUUAAACCUUAAUGUUGCUUACAACUUCAAGAUACAGUCAGCCAAUGAGGAAGGUGUAUCCAGAGGCAUGGAGGACAUUACUGUUGAGAGUACAGAGAACA
Limulus polyphemus (Atlantic horseshoe crab) is the source of this 1617-nucleotide messenger RNA. RefSeq names its product cytokine receptor-like. Lineage: Eukaryota; Metazoa; Arthropoda; Merostomata; Xiphosura; Limulidae. The record is from RefSeq and is a predicted model, not a curated record. The annotation marks the transcript as partial. Gene Ontology annotation, cellular component: external side of plasma membrane. The transcript has 8 exons. Gene Ontology annotation, biological process: cytokine-mediated signaling pathway. Gene Ontology annotation, molecular function: protein binding; cytokine receptor activity.